This is a messenger RNA of Carassius auratus (goldfish), 2339 nucleotides long. Its product is annotated as solute carrier family 2, facilitated glucose transporter member 4. The record is from RefSeq and is a predicted model, not a curated record. Gene Ontology annotation, biological process: dehydroascorbic acid transport. Bases 248 to 1753 code for a protein of 501 amino acids. Gene Ontology annotation, molecular function: D-glucose transmembrane transporter activity. Gene Ontology annotation, cellular component: endomembrane system; plasma membrane; perinuclear region of cytoplasm. NCBI's taxonomy places the organism in Eukaryota, Metazoa, Chordata, Actinopteri, Cypriniformes, Cyprinidae. The transcript has 11 exons.
AGUGUGUGAGCAUGUUUCCCCAUGCCCUCCUCUUAAAACCUCAUGUGUCACUGAGGAAAUUAUAGACACUGGAGUAACACUUUAGCCUAGAUCCAUGUUCUAUACUUUUUUUUUUUUUAUCUAGCACUUGUCUAUGCGCAUGUUCAAAAGGACAAAUUAAAUUCACAGAUCAGUGCUUUGGAGUAAUACUGGUUGGAGUAAACUUCCGAGAUAGGACCAAAACUUUGAGUCUCGCACACUCAGCAUCAUGCCGGCUGGGUUUCAGCAGUUGGGAGGGGAGAGCAUAACUGGAACCCUUGCACUGUCAGUGUUCACUGCUGUACUGGGUUCCUUUCAGUUUGGCUACAACAUUGGAGUCAUCAACGCUCCACAGAAGAUAAUUGAGCAGGACUAUAACUCAACAUGGAGGGAAAGAUACUCAGAACCAAUCCCUCCACAAACUCUGACAUCUCUGUGGUCACUCUCUGUGGCCAUCUUCUCCAUCGGGGGCAUGCUUUCAUCCUUCUCUGUGGGAAUCAUCUCAGAGUUCCUUGGCAGGAGGAAAGCAAUGCUUAUCAGUAAUGUCCUUGCAUUUAUUGGUGGCGGCCUGAUGGGAAUGUCCAAAAUCAGCAGGUCAUUUGAAAUGAUGAUUUUAGGACGCUUUACCAUUGGAGCAUAUUGUGGGUUGGCUUCAGGAUUGGUGCCCAUGUAUGUUGGUGAGAUCGCCCCUACCACUCUAAGAGGAGCUCUGGGCACUCUGCACCAGCUGGCCAUAGUCACUGGCAUUCUUAUGGCCCAGAUCUUAGGACUCGAGUCCCUGUUGGGCAGUGAGCAGCUAUGGCCGGUACUGCUGGGUGUUACCGUACUCCCUACAGUCCUGCAGAUGACGCUAUUGCCUUUCUGUCCUGAGAGCCCACGGUUCCUUUAUAUCAUACGCUGCCAAGAGCACCAUGCAAAGAGCGCUUUGCGGCGUCUGACUGGCCGUCUGGAGGUCAGUGAAUACUUGGCUGAAAUGAAGGAGGAAAAGAGGAAGAUGGACAUGGAGAGAAAAGCAUCCAUUACUGAGCUCUUUCGCUCUCCUCUGUACCAGCAGCCCAUUAUCAUCUCUAUCCUGCUGCAGCUCUCUCAGCAGCUGUCCGGAAUUAAUGCUAUCUUUUAUUAUUCAACUGAUAUCUUCAAAAAGGCUGGGGUAGAAAGUCCGGUGUAUGCUACCAUAGGUGCUGGAGUUGUCAACUGUGCUUUUACUAUAGUCUCGCUCUUCCUGGUCGAGCGUAUGGGCCGUCGGACACUCUUCAUGCUUGGACUUGCUGGAAUGUGUAUCUGUGCCAUCAUCAUGACAACUUCCCUCACAUUACUGGAGACUGUACCAUCAAUGAGCUAUCUUAGCAUGAUGGCCAUUUUUGGUUUUGUUGCCUUUUUCGAAGUAGGGCCAGGACCUAUCCCUUGGUUCUUUGUGGCUGAACUCUUCUCACAAGGUCCCAGACCAGCAGCCAUGGCAGUAGCAGGGUGCUCCAACUGGACAGCCAACUUCCUCAUUGGAAUGGGCUUCCAGUAUGCCGCUAACCUGUGUGGUCCAUACGUUUUCCUCAUUUUUGCUCUGCUCCUCCUUCUCUCUCUGGUUUUCACAUUCUUCCGAGUUCCUGAAACACGAGGCAAAACUUUUGACCAGAUCUCAGCCACCUUCAACCAUCAUCCACAAAACAUGAUGGACAUGGAUCAGGGGAUGCACAGUACAGAACUGGACUACCUAGGUUCUGAAGGGACAGAGAACUGAGGCUUGAGAGCAAGAGAGAUGGUGAGGGGGGGGGGACAGAAUGACCGCAACUGACCCUUCUUUGAGGCUUGGAGAGGAUAAUGGGAUGCAUACCAAAAAAGAACAUUACUACUCAGAAGAAGUGUAAGGCAUUUGGUAUUUGGAUAUAAAAGGUAUUAUAAAGACAGGAUGUUGGACAUUGGAAGAGAGAGCAAGUUUGACUUCCAAAGAUAAUUCUUUUUAAGAGUUUUUGCACCAAGCUAAAAUUUCAUCAGCACAUUUUUAAUGCUUCUACUGUGGUCAUACACCCUCUUUGACCCACAUCACAAAAACAAGUUAUUUCAAGCAAAACCUUCAACAUUCUUACAAAUCAGUUUUAAAAACUGCAUCAUUACAUUUAAACAACCAAAUUUCUAUUCACUAGAACUGUUUGUAUAGAACUGAAUGAAUAAAACAAAAAUGUGGUAUGCUAUUUGAGUGAAAUAGAAAAACCUAGACUCCUUAUAAGUUGAAUUCUGUUGUCACCGUAGGUCUCAUUUUGAGGCAUAAGCUAAAUGUAACUUUUUGACAACUUUCCAUGGUUGAAUAAAAACUUGUUCUCCGACAA